AUGUCGUGGCAAGCAUACGUGGACGAUCACUUGAUGUGCGACAUCGAAGGUAACCAUCUCACCGCUGCUGCAAUCGUCGGCCACGACGGCGGCGUCUGGGCCCAAAGCGCUUCAUUCCCCCAGUUUAAACCUGAAGAGAUCAAUGGUAUCAUGAAAGAUUUUGAUGAACCGGGCUUUCUUGCUCCAACUGGGUUGUACCUGGGGGGUACAAAGUACAUGGUAAUCCAAGGGGAGCCCAAUGCCGUGAUCCGUGGCAAGAAGGGUUCUGGUGGUGUAACUAUAAAGAAAACCAGCCAAGCUCUGAUUUUUGGUAUCUACGAUGAACCUGUGACACCAGGACAAUGUAACAUGGUUGUUGAGAGGAUGGGAGACUACCUUAUUGAUCAGGGCCUGUAG
Ilex paraguariensis (yerba mate) is the source of this 396-nucleotide messenger RNA. The record is from the annotation of a GenBank genome assembly. Lineage: Eukaryota; Viridiplantae; Streptophyta; Magnoliopsida; Aquifoliales; Aquifoliaceae.